Molecule: messenger RNA, 3103 nt
Organism: Asparagus officinalis (garden asparagus)
Lineage: Eukaryota; Viridiplantae; Streptophyta; Magnoliopsida; Asparagales; Asparagaceae
Product: beta-galactosidase
Exons: 19
Coding region: 138-2636 (832 amino acids)
Biological process (GO): carbohydrate metabolic process
Cellular component (GO): cell wall; vacuole
Molecular function (GO): beta-galactosidase activity; carbohydrate binding
Source: RefSeq, a predicted model, not a curated record
UCUGCAAUUACUUACUCUAGCAGUCAAAGUACAAUAAUAAAGAAGCCUCAAAAUAAACCCAAGUGCAAAAAAAAAUUGCAUUCUUUUGAAAGAAAAAAGAACCAGCUUUGAACCUUUGCUCUCCUCUCUCUGAGCAAAUGGCUCUCAAGUUGGUCUUAAUGCUAAUGGUGGCUCUGCUGGCUGCGGUAUGGUCACCACCCGCGGUGACCGCAUCCGUCACCUAUGAUCACAAGUCAGUUAUCAUCAAUGGGCAGAGAAGAAUCCUCAUCUCUGGCUCCAUUCAUUAUCCUAGAAGCACUCCUGAGAUGUGGCCUGAUCUCAUCCAAAAGGCUAAAGAUGGGGGCUUGGAUGUUAUACAGACCUAUGUUUUCUGGAAUGGGCAUGAGCCUUCUCCUGGCCAAUAUUAUUUUGGUGGGAGAUAUGAUCUGGUUCGCUUCCUCAAGCUUGUGAAGCAGGCUGGUCUUUAUGCUCACCUCCGCAUUGGCCCUUAUGUUUGCGCUGAAUGGAAUUUUGGGGGCUUCCCAGUUUGGCUAAAAUAUGUUCCUGGGAUUCAUUUCAGAACUGACAAUGGACCUUUCAAGGCUGCAAUGGGGAAAUUUACAGAAAAAAUCGUAUCAAUGAUGAAAGCUGAAGGCUUGUAUGAAACACAAGGUGGUCCUAUUAUCCUCUCUCAGAUUGAGAAUGAGUAUGGUCCUGUUGAGUACUACGACGGAGCUGCGGGUAAAUCAUACACGAAUUGGGCAGCGAAAAUGGCAGUUGGGCUCAACACUGGAGUUCCAUGGGUUAUGUGCAAGCAAGAUGAUGCUCCUGAUCCAGUUAUUAACACUUGCAAUGGUUUUUACUGCGAUUAUUUCUCUCCGAAUAAGGAUAACAAGCCCAAGAUGUGGACUGAGGCUUGGACUGGCUGGUUCACUGGGUUUGGUGGUGCAGUACCACAAAGACCAGCAGAGGACAUGGCCUUUGCUGUUGCAAGGUUUAUACAGAAAGGUGGAUCUUUUAUUAAUUAUUAUAUGUAUCAUGGAGGAACUAAUUUUGGCCGGACAGCUGGAGGUCCUUUUAUCUCAACUAGCUAUGACUAUGAUGCUCCAAUUGAUGAAUAUGGUCUACUAAGGCAACCGAAAUGGGGUCAUUUGAGAGAUCUACAUAAAGCAAUCAAACUAUGUGAACCUGCUUUGGUUUCUGGUGAACCGACAAUUACAUCACUUGGGCAAAAUCAAGAGUCUUACGUGUACAGGUCAAAAUCGUCUUGCGCAGCGUUUCUUGCCAAUUUUAAUUCGCGGUAUUAUGCGACAGUCACUUUCAACGGCAUGCACUAUAAUCUUCCUCCGUGGUCUGUCAGCAUCCUUCCCGACUGCAAAACUACAGUUUUUAACACUGCAAGGGUAGGAGCUCAAACCACAACUAUGAAAAUGCAAUAUCUUGGUGGGUUUUCUUGGAAAGCAUAUACUGAAGAUACUGAUGCCUUAAAUGAUAAUACAUUCACAAAGGAUGGAUUGGUAGAGCAGUUAAGUACAACGUGGGAUCGUUCAGAUUAUUUGUGGUACACUACAUAUGUUGACAUAGCCAAAAACGAAGAAUUUCUAAAGACUGGGAAAUAUCCGUAUCUCACAGUGAUGUCAGCUGGUCAUGCUGUGCAUGUGUUCAUCAAUGGACAACUUAGCGGAACGGCGUAUGGUAGUCUGGAUAAUCCAAAACUGACAUAUAGUGGGAGUGCAAAGUUGUGGGCAGGCAGCAACAAAAUCUCUAUUUUGAGUGUAUCUGUUGGGCUGCCUAAUGUAGGAAACCAUUUCGAGACUUGGAACACAGGAGUGCUUGGUCCAGUGACAUUAACCGGUCUUAAUGAAGGAAAGAGAGAUCUUUCACUGCAGAAAUGGACUUAUCAAAUUGGUUUGCACGGAGAAACUCUAAGUCUUCACUCACUCACUGGAAGUUCAAACGUUGAAUGGGGAGAAGCUUCUCAAAAGCAGCCCCUAACCUGGUAUAAGACAUUCUUCAACGCACCACCGGGUAAUGAACCGUUGGCUUUAGAUAUGAACACCAUGGGAAAAGGGCAAAUUUGGAUAAAUGGACAAAGUAUUGGCCGAUAUUGGCCUGCCUAUAAAGCUUCUGGUUCUUGUGGCAGUUGUGAUUACCGCGGAACUUACAAUGAGAAGAAAUGCUUAAGUAAUUGCGGAGAGGCCUCACAACGAUGGUAUCAUGUUCCUCGUUCUUGGCUAAGCCCAACGGGGAACUUUCUCGUUGUGUUGGAAGAAUGGGGCGGUGAUCCUACUGGGAUUUCUAUGGUGAAAAGAUCAGUAGCGAGUGUUUGUGCUGAAGUUGAAGAGUUGCAGCCUACGAUGGAUAACUGGCGUACCAAGGCUUAUGGCAGACCGAAGGUUCAUUUAUCUUGCGAUCCCGGCCAAAAAAUGUCUAAGAUAAAGUUUGCUAGCUUUGGUACUCCUCAAGGCACUUGUGGAAGCUUCUCAGAAGGCAGCUGCCAUGCGCACAAAUCUUAUGAUGCUUUUGAGCAGGAGGGUCUAAUGCAGAAUUGUGUCGGUCAAGAAUUUUGCUCUGUAAAUGUUGCUCCUGAAGUCUUCGGAGGAGAUCCUUGCCCUGGAACUAUGAAGAAACUUGCGGUUGAAGCCAUUUGUGAAUGAUUUUCCCACGACAAUCUUUGCAUUUUCCUUUGCUAUAUAUACAUCUCUCAGUACAGAGUUAAGUUAUACCUCAAUCGGAAACAAAUAGUUUUCAGAAAUUGAGGCAACUCUGUUUAUUUCGAAAUUGGUGAAGGUGUCAAUGUACAUAGAUUGGCUGCUUUUUACACCUCUUUUCUAUUUGGCGUAGGGGGGAAUAAAUGGAGGGGGUGGAAUAUGAGGCAGGGUUUAGAUUGGCUCUGCAUAUGUUACGUUGUAAUGUUGUAUGUGAAAAUAGAAGCAAUCAUCAAGUCUAAGGACAAAUCCUAGGCUUGCAAGGUUUUAGCUACUUAUGGUAGAUCCAAUUAGGCUUGUGUAAGGUUUGAAAUUGCUUUCUUUUUGUUCUUGUAAGAAACCCAAGUUGUGAUGUUAUAUACAAAUACUAUACCCGAAAUUGUUUUAAUUGGAAAAUGACAUUUGUGAUUGGAAAA